This is a messenger RNA of Diversispora eburnea, 1023 nucleotides long. The record is from the annotation of a GenBank genome assembly. NCBI's taxonomy places the organism in Eukaryota, Fungi, Glomeromycota, Glomeromycetes, Diversisporales, Diversisporaceae.
AUGGCUAAAAAACACAAACAACUUCGUCAAAGGAAAAAAAAAACAAUUUUUAAAAAGGAAGUAACAAAAACAGAAAAAAGCACCAAAAAAACGAUAAAUAAAGCUUGCGAAGAAAAUGACUUAAAAGCCCUUCGAAACUUAGCUUGUUCCGAGGGUUUUCUUUCCAAUUCAUUACGGAGUAGUUGUUGGGCCAAAUUAUUAAAAGUUGGAAAGAUAAGCCGUGAAAAUAGAAUUGAAGAAAAUCAUAAGGAUGAAGAUCAAGUUUUGCUUGAUGUUGAACGAUCAUUCAAAUCCCAACUCAAAAAGAAAAAAGAAGAACUUAAGGAUGUUAUUAUUGGAAUUUUGCGUAGAAACCCUAAACUUUCAUAUUAUCAAGGAUUUCAUGAUGUAUGUGCGACAUUAUUACUUGUAUUGAAAGAAAAGGAACAAACAAUAAGAAUAGGAGAAAAUAUUGCAAUUCAAUUACCCCUUGUUUUUGAUAUUAUUCGUUUUGAAGAUGUCGAAUUGGCUGAUUUUAUUAAGCAAUCAAGUGUAAUGUCACAUUUUUGUAUUAGUUGGGUAAUCACUUGGUGUAGUCACGAUAUUCACGAUUUUCCCACAGUAGUUCGUCUUUUUGAUCUUUUCAUAGCAUCGGAUCCAUUGAUGCCAAUUUAUUUUUCUGCAAUGGAAAUUUUGAUGCAAGAAUGUGAAUUUUCUACUAUUCAUUCUUUCAUAUCCAAAAUUCCUCAAGAUGCUAAUUUCGAUGAUAUUAUAUUUAAAACCGUACAAUUGUUUCAGAAUUUUCCACCACAUUCAUUACUGAAAAAAUCAAAUACUCGGUUUCUUGAAAUGAAUAAAUGGAUCACCGAUAAACCUUUAAGUUAUAAUAUGGUUGAUGAAAUCUUAUCAAUACCUUUAUCAAAGAGAAUUGAGGAAUCCCAAAAUCAAUCAUUGUUUUAUAAUAAUCCACGUGGAAUUAUUAUGAUUGUGGUGAUCGUAAUGAUCGCAAUAAUGAUUUAUUGGUUAUUAUUAAUCAAUAAGUGA